CUCUCUUUGUUUUCUUUCUCUCUUCGUCCUUUAUUGUUCUUUCUAACAAACCGCUGUCACUGCCGCUGCCUCCACACCUUCCAGCGUCUUACCUCAUAUAUCUAUUCAAUCCAUAGCUCCCCAUUUCUUCGCCGAUUCUCUCUCACUCUCGGUCUCUUUUCAAAUUUUCCUGUCAUUCUUUUUUAGCUUUGGGUAACCACAGGCGAAAGCACACACACGCUAUAAUAGGAAGAGAGUUUUUGUGAGAGAGAACCCUAAGUUUUUUUCUGCCGUUUCUGGUUUUUGUGAUUUUCGAAAUCCGCUGCUUCAUCGGAGACUCAUUUCAGGUGUUGGUUUGUGAAAGAAAGAAUGUUUUACGAUUUUUCACUCCUUCAACAGAGAGGACUUCGAGAGGACUGGAAUAAGCACUUUAGUUGCUGUGGGAGUCCGAGAUAUUAGUGCAACUUGGUUCUGCAACGGGUGUCUAUAAAACCCUUGUAAAGUACUUGGUUGGAGUUCUGCAGGAUAAUUUUAAAGGCUUCAUUGGUGAUUUCCAUGUCCAACUCUGCUACCCCCUCUGCCCCCAAAGCUACUGGAUCUGGCUGCGGUGGACUUAUUGACAACAAUGGAAUUAGCUGCAUUAAACUUAGUUAAUGCCACUUUAAAUUGGAUCACUUUUGCUUUGGAUGCCCCUUCUGCACGAGCUGUGGUGUUUGGAGUUCACAUAGGCGGGCAUUUAUUUGUGGAAGUUCUUCUUUUGGUGGUAAUUUUUUUUCUGCUUUCCCAGAAAAGUUACAAACCUCCUAAGCGGCCAUUGACAAAGAAGGAAAUAGAUGAGCUCUGUGAUGAAUGGGUCCCAGAAUCCCUUAUUCCUCCUAUCACGCAAGAGAUGCUGAGUGAACCUCCAGUGUUAGAAAGUGCUGCAGGGCCCCAUACUAUAAUCAAUGGGAAAGAAGUUGUGAAUUUUGCUUCUGCAAAUUAUCUCGGAUUUGUAGGGCAUGAUAAGUUACUUGAAUCAUGUACGUCUGCGUUGGAGAAAUAUGGUGUUGGAUCUUGUGGUCCUCGUGGAUUCUAUGGCACAAUUGAUGUCCACCUUGAUUGUGAGUCCAGAAUAGCAAAGUUUUUGGGAACACAUGAUUCUAUCCUCUAUUCUUAUGGGCUUUCCACCUUGUUCAGUGCAAUCCCAUGUUUUUGUAAAAAGGGCGACAUAAUUGUUGUGGAUGAGGGAGUCCAUUGGGGAAUACAAAAUGGCCUCUACCUUUCUAGAAGCACCAUUGUUUAUUUCAAGCACAAUGAUAUGGAUUCUCUGGAAAAAACCCUUGAGAAAAUUACAGCACAGAAUAAGCGGGCUAAGAAAUUACGGCGCUACAUUGUGGUUGAAUCUGUGUAUCAGAAUUCGGGUCAAAUAGCUCCUUUGGACAAGAUCAUCAAGUUGAAAGAGAAGUAUCGCUUCCGUGUCUUACUGGAUGAGACCAACUCAUUUGGUGUACUUGGUCGUACUGGAAGGGGUCUCACUGAAUACUGCGGGGUUCCGAUAGAGAAGAUAGACAUUGUUACUGCUGCCAUGGGACAUGCAUUGGCAACAGAAGGAGGAUUCUGCACUGGAAGUGCUCGUGUCAUUGAUCAUCAACGGUUGAGCAGUUCUGGCUAUGUCUUCUCUGCAUCUUUACCCCCAUAUUUGGCUAGUGCUGCAAUUACUGCUAUUGACAUCUUAGAGCAAAAUCCUGAUCUGACAUCAAAGCUGAAGGAAAACAUUGGCAUUUUAUGGAAAGGACUCUCCGAUAUCCGGGGGCUUUCAAUAGCAAGCAAUCCAGAAUCACCGAUUGUUUUCCUUGUGCUUGAAAAAUCAACUGGUUCAGUGAAAAGUGACCUUCAGCUCCUCGAAGACAUUGCUGAUCGUGCCUUGAAACAAGGAUCCAUUUUUGUAAUGGCUUCAAAAAGAUCAACUCUCGAUAAAUGCCCCCUUCCUGUCGGGAUUAGACUGUUCGUUUCAACCGCCCAUUCAGAGUUGGACCUGCUUAAGGCAUGUGAAUCACUCAAGCGAGUCGCAGCAGCGAUGCUUAGGUGAGUGAUACCCAUCAUAUAUAUGUGUGUAUGUAUGGAUUAGUAUCUGCUGUCAGUAUAGUUUUUUAACUUCACAAGCAGAGUUGAAAAACAUGUUAUAUUAUAUUUGAAAAAAUAAAAUAAAAAUAAGAAUAAGAAUAGAGAUAAUGACAGUUUUUUUAUUCCAUUUGUAGAGCUAAAAAAAAAAACCUUUACUAGCAGUGGAUAUGAUAAAUUAUCCUUUUCAA
Gossypium raimondii (Peruvian cotton) is the source of this 2270-nucleotide messenger RNA. RefSeq names its product long chain base biosynthesis protein 1. Gene Ontology annotation, biological process: ceramide biosynthetic process; sphingosine biosynthetic process. Gene Ontology annotation, cellular component: endoplasmic reticulum. Gene Ontology annotation, molecular function: pyridoxal phosphate binding; serine C-palmitoyltransferase activity. NCBI's taxonomy places the organism in Eukaryota, Viridiplantae, Streptophyta, Magnoliopsida, Malvales, Malvaceae. The transcript has 15 exons. The record is from RefSeq and is a predicted model, not a curated record. Bases 605 to 2047 code for a protein of 480 amino acids.